AUCAAAACAGAAGAGGCGCACUAUGGAAACUGUGGGACAAGGAGAAAGUGUAGUAAAAUGAUAAGUCAUGCUAUUUUAAAAUGUAGGUCGAAGCAAUCUCCAGAUUAGGUAAAGAGAAUUAGCCAGUGAGGUGGCUAAUGAGUGGCUCCAGUCCUCUGUUAUUUUCACUUCCCACGGAGAUGGGUUAAUAGAUUACGUUUUCUGUUGGAGUUGAAAAAAAUAUGCAUGUCUCGCUGCAGGCUUACGAAUGAGUGUCGGUUUUCAGACUUUGUCUAAAAUGUAGGCUAAUGCCAUUUUUACUGUGUCCCCCUUUCACUUUUAUCAGUGUCAGGUGAACCGAGGGGCGUGACGGUUUGGCAUGCGCUCUCUCCCCACCAUUAGUACCUUUGCUCACUCGACCGCUCCCGACUUUUGGCACGGUUUUGUUAAAUACCGUGAAACUUAGGUAAACUUUGUAGCCUGUCUGCAUCUUCAGUUCACCAUGGCUCUCCAAGCCACCGCUCUGGUCACCUCUAAGUGGCUGGCUCAGGCUGUAAAGGUCCAGGGGAAAAUGCGGGUCUUGGACACUUCGUGGUAUUUACCCAAACUGCGGAGAAACGCAAAGAGCGAGUUCAAGAAGAAGCACGUGCCGGGAGCAGCUUUCUUUGACAUUGACCAGUGCUGCGAUAAAACCUCUCCUCUGGACCAUAUGUUGCCGUCAGAGGACUAUUUUGCGGAAUACGUCGGGAAAUUGGGAAUAGAAAACGACACGCACGUCGUGGUCUACGAUGGCAGCGAGUUCGGGGCGUUCUCGGCGCCCCGUGUGUGGUGGAUGUUCCGGGUGUUUGGGCACAGUGCGGUCUCUAUGCUCAAUGGGGGGCUCAGGAACUGGGAGCUGGAGGGUCGACCUGUGAGUGACCGGUACGUCAGACCCACAGCGACCGAGUUCAAAGCCUCUCUGAACCGCUCGUGGAUUAAAACCUACGAGGAUAUCCUGGAUAACCUGGAGACUAAAGAGUUCCAGGUGGUGGAUGCCAGGCCCACAGGCAGGUUCAAAGGACUGGACCCUGAACCCAGAGACAACACAGAGCCGGGCCACAUCCCUGGCUCCAUCAGCAUUCCUUUCCACUCCUUCCUGUCACCUUCUGGUCACUUCCUGCCAAAGGAACAACUCCAGGCUCUGUUCGCCCGUGCUGGUGUGGAUCUCGACCGCCCGCUUUGUGUCUUAUGCGGCUCUGCAGUGACCGCGUGCCACGUGGCGGUGGCGGCCCACGAGUGUGGGCACCCGGGGGUGUCAGUGUACGACGGUGGGUGGUCGGAGUGGUACACCCGCGCCGUGCCCGAGCACGUCAUAUCAGAUGGCAGAGGGAAACAUUUGUGAUAACAGGAAGGACCUGGGACCGAUGGUUUUAGGCUGGAUCACUUGUGCUGUUGUUGCUGUUGUAGUUUGGCCAUUUGGGAUUUGUAUGACUUCCUCCUGUGAAGUCACAGCCAGCAGCAGGUUAGCAAAAUUUCCCAGAAUGUCCAAAAAGCUUCUGUAUUAAUAACACACCACUGGGAAUUUUUUUUUUUUUUUUUUUUUUUUUGAAGUUGUUCAUCUAUUAUAUACUGAUAGAUGAUUUGUAAUUAAAGUUGUUAUUGGCACUCAAAGACACCUACACUUUGUAAUCUUGUCUAAUCUUUGGUAAAAUAAAUAUGAACAUGUUUAUCAGGGCUGUAACUGAUUAAAAAGGACUGAAAAUGGGCAGAAAGCAGAGUCUACUUUGUUAGGCUCUUAGAAUAAUGCAGUUUAAACGAUGGACUUUUGACCUGUUGACUGAUUACAGCCUAAGGAUUGUGAUGUUUUCUUGUUUGUUUUUGUUUUUUUCCCCUUCCAAAAUCAGAUAUCCUCCAAGUGAAACAAGACGUUUGUGUCUAAAGAAAAAAUAAAUUAAUAUAUUAUCAUGAUUGCUACUGUCUCAUCUCAUGUUACACAUUGCCAAUUACUGUACAGCAUUUUAAAAGAUUGUUUUUCUGUGGUGACUUAAAGGGAUUUCAGUGUAAAGUUCAGCAUGAACAGAUAUAAAAUAGUCUUGCAUUCAAUUAAAAGCUAAAGGAAACAUGAAGGUGGCGUCAAAACCCACUUUGCUGUGACGUACUUGGUGAUAGUCACAUGUAUUUUAUUAAUGGCAUUUUUCCACUGCAUAGCAAAAGAGUUGCUGUACAUAAGUUGAAAUGUUAAAGCUGACCUUUGACAGGGAAGUGAGACUCAAAUGUCCUCUCUUCCUCUUUCGCAUUAAAAAAGCCUUUUGCUUUUUCUGAGCAGUGUAGUUGUACGUGUCACCGAGAAGACAAAUUCAUUAUUUGUGCUGUUGCAAUGUGGGAGUAGUCACCCUGUCUCUUAACUGGUGAGUGUGCUGCUAUGAUAAAUGAUUUCUGUUAUCUUGCUGUGAACAUGAGUUCUUUUGGAAAGUUGUUGGUGAUAACUUAGAAUAGCAGCGGAGUCCCAAGAUAAUCUCUUGGUUUGUUUCUCUAUUUUCUCUUGGUUUGUUUUUUUUCUGUCAUAAAUAAUUGAAUUUUUUAACAUUUUAAGUUUAAUUUUAUUUUAUUUCAAAUCACAACCUAAAUUCUAGUUAGACUAAAAACAAAUCAAAAUACCAAUAAGAAGAAAAAGCUCGCUUGUUUUAACACUGAUUAUAUUUUCAGGGCUUCAAUGUGAAGUUGUCGUUGUGAAGUUAAUAUGUAAACCUUUCCACUUUAUAAUUACCAGCAUUAAAUGCCAUUUGAUUUUG
Messenger RNA from Oreochromis aureus, 2750 nucleotides. Its product is annotated as 3-mercaptopyruvate sulfurtransferase. Gene Ontology annotation, cellular component: mitochondrion. The coding region runs from base 482 to 1360 and encodes 292 amino acids. Gene Ontology annotation, biological process: transsulfuration. Lineage: Eukaryota; Metazoa; Chordata; Actinopteri; Cichliformes; Cichlidae. The transcript has 2 exons. Gene Ontology annotation, molecular function: thiosulfate-cyanide sulfurtransferase activity. The record is from RefSeq and is a predicted model, not a curated record.